Molecule: messenger RNA, 5510 nt
Organism: Labrus mixtus (cuckoo wrasse)
Lineage: Eukaryota; Metazoa; Chordata; Actinopteri; Labriformes; Labridae
Gene: slc12a7b
Product: solute carrier family 12 member 7b
Exons: 26
Coding region: 542-3928 (1128 amino acids)
Biological process (GO): chemical synaptic transmission; potassium ion import across plasma membrane; potassium ion homeostasis
Cellular component (GO): membrane
Molecular function (GO): potassium:chloride symporter activity
Source: RefSeq, a predicted model, not a curated record
AAACUUUCCUCAGUGGAGCAGCUCUGGAUAUCCUCCUCACGAGAACAAAGGCGGGCAUUGCCGGCUUUUGUUGCGAGUUAGAGAGCAACAUUCCUGGUCAGAAGAUCUGCCCUGCAGGCACAAAAACAGUCUGAUGUAUGCCGUCACACACUCAUGAGCAGAAACGCAUGUCAUGUUUUCUGAAAGUGUGUGUUUGAGUGCUCUGCCCCCACUGGGCGGGGCAGUCCUACUGUUCCUUAUUUGGAUAUGGGGGUUGGGGUCACAUGGGUGUACAGCUGAAUCUUAACGAUAGGAACAAAAAAAUGUGAAGUCAGACUCAACUUCUGCCCUGGAGAGUAAACUGCACGAGGGCAGAAAGUCUGGAGAGAGAAAAAAACAACAACGGACGGAGCAGGAGAGCAAGAAAGAAGAGAGUAGUGACAGCUGUUGGACGGAGACAGAAAGAGAGAGAGAAGCAGCAGACCAGAGAGGGAGGAGAAGGGAGGAAGAGAUAAGAGUGGGACAAACAGAGAGACACUGAGGGGAAGCACAUGGUGUAAAUAUGCCCACCAACUUUACCGUGGUCCCAGUAAAGGACAACGGAAAAAAGGCAAAACAGACGGAUGAGGAAGAUGAUGUGGAUGACAAUAAUGUUCUGAAAGAGGAAGAGGAGGAUGCCACAGGUGAUGGCGUCCCAAAGGAGAACAGUCCCUUUAUCAACAACACAGACAAUGACAAAGGCAACAGCUACGAUGGCACCAACAUGGCCCUUUUUGAGGAGGAGAUGGACAGCAACCCAAUGGUGUCAUCUCUCCUCAACAAACUGGCCAACUACACCAACCUCACCCAGGGGGCCCAGGAGCACGAAGAGGCUGAUGAUGAUGAAGGGCCCAAGAAGAAAGCUGUUAAGAGCCCUCAGAUGGGAACCUUCAUGGGUGUUUACCUCCCCUGCCUCCAGAAUAUUUUGGGGGUCAUCCUGUUCCUGCGUCUUACCUGGAUAGUUGGCACUGCCGGCAUCCUGGAGUCUCUGGCUAUUGUCUGCCUGUGCUGCUCUUGUACCAUGCUGACAGCUAUAUCCAUGAGUGCGAUUGCUACUAAUGGUGUCGUGCCAGCUGGAGGCUCCUAUUAUAUGAUUUCAAGAUCUCUGGGCCCUGAGUUUGGUGGAGCUGUAGGCCUUUGCUUUUACCUUGGAACAACCUUUGCUGGCUCCAUGUACAUCCUGGGUACGAUAGAGAUUCUGCUGACAUACAUUGUGCCUAAAGCAGCCAUCUUUGUGGCUGAGAAAAAGGAGGAUGAGGUGGAGGCCCUGCUUAAUAACAUGCGUGUUUAUGGCACAUGUUGCCUAGCACUGAUGUCCAUAGUCGUCUUUGUAGGAGUGAAAUAUGUCAACAAGCUGGCUCUAGUCUUCCUGGCCUGUGUCAUUCUCUCCAUCCUCUCCAUCUACGCUGGUGUCAUCAAAACCAUCUUUGAGCCGCCAGACUUUCCUGUUUGCAUGUUGGGGAAUCGCACUCUGCAGAAUCACAACUUUGACAGUUGUCUGAAGACAGAAGUCAUAGACAAUUUGACUGUCUCCACCAAGCUGUGGCAGCUGUUCUGUAAAGGACCUGAGCUCAACGCCACCUGCAACGACUACUUUGACAACAACAACUUGACCUUGAUGCAGGGCAUCCCUGGACUGAAGAGCGGAGUCAUCUCAGAAAAUAUGUGGUCAGAGUAUGGCCCAAUAGGUAUGAAGGUGGAAUCUAAGAAGUUGGACUCUGAUCCAGUAGGUGACACUUCCCAGGACAUCUACAUGCCCUAUGUAGUCAAUGACAUCGCCACCUUCUUCACACUGCUGGUCGGCAUCUACUUCCCAUCAGUCACUGGUAUUAUGGCUGGUUCAAACCGCUCAGGGGACUUGCGGGAUGCCCAGAAGUCCAUCCCCAUCGGAACCAUUAUGGCUAUUGCUACGACAUCCUUCAUCUACGUCACCUGUGUGGUGCUUUUUGGUGCUUGCAUUGAUGGAGUUCUUCUUCGAGACAAAUUUGGUGACUCUGUGAAAGGGAACCUUGUUAUAGGCACUCUGUCAUGGCCCUCACCAUGGGUUAUUGUAAUUGGCUCGUUCUUCUCCUGCUGCGGGGCCGGGCUGCAGAGUUUGACUGGCGCCCCUCGACUGCUGCAGGCCAUUGCACGAGAUGGCAUUGUCCCUUUCUUACAGGUGUUUGGUCAUGGGAAAGCUAACGGAGAACCCACCUGGGCUCUGCUGCUCACUGCUGGGAUCUGCGAGAUCGGCAUCCUCAUCGCCUCCCUGGACGCUGUGGCACCUAUUCUCUCCAUGUUUUUCCUCAUGUGCUACUUGUUUGUCAACCUGGCCUGUGCUCUUCAGACCCUGCUGCGGACGCCUAACUGGAGACCACGCUUUAAAUACUAUCACUGGGCUCUCUCCUUUCUGGGAAUGAGCUUAUGUCUUUCUCUCAUGUUCAUUUGCUCCUGGUAUUAUGCGAUUGUGGCCAUGGUCAUUGCAAGCUGCAUCUACAAGUACAUUGAAUACAGAGGGGCAGAGAAGGAGUGGGGAGAUGGCAUCCGUGGCCUGUCCCUCAAUGCAGCACGCUUUGCCCUUAUACGUCUCGAGGAGGCGCCACCGCACACAAAGAACUGGAGGCCUCAGGUGUUGGUGCUCCUGAACGUGGACUCGGAUCAGGGAGUCAAACACCCUCGUCUGCUGUCGUUGACCACUCAGCUGAAGGCAGGGAAAGGCCUGACAAUAGUGGGAAAUGUUUUAGAGGGAACUUAUCUCACCAAAGAUGCCGAGGCCAAGAAGGCUGAGCAGAACAUCAAGUCUGCUAUGUCAGCAGAGAGAACAAAAGGUUUCUGCCAUGUUGUGGUAUCUUCAAACCUCCGAGAUGGCUUCUCGCACCUCAUCCAGUCUGCAGGGCUGGGAGGCAUGAAGCACAACACAGUCCUCAUGGCCUGGCCCGGGACCUGGAGGCAGUCCAAUGACCCGCAGUCAUGGAAGAACUUCAUAGAGACGGUGCGGGAGACCACAGCUGCCCAUCAUGCCUUGCUCGUGGCGAAGAAUGUGGACAGUUUCCCCACCAACCAGGAACGUUUGGGUGAGGGCACCAUCGACGUGUGGUGGGUGGUUCACGAUGGAGGCAUGUUGAUGCUGCUGCCCUUCUUGCUGCGACAGCACAAGGUGUGGAGGAAGUGUAAGAUGCGUAUCUUCACUGUGGCUCAGAUGGAUGACAACAGCAUCCAGAUGAAGAAAGAUCUCCAGAUGUUCCUUUACCACCUGCGACUGGAUGCAGAAGUGGAAGUAGUGGAGAUGCAUGAUAAUGACAUCUCAGCCUUCACCUAUGAGAAGACGCUGGUAAUGGAGCAGAGGUCUCAGAUGCUAAAACAGAUGCAACUUUCCAGAACUGAAAGAGAGAGAGAGAUUCAGAGUAUCACUGACGAAUCACGUAGCUCGAUCCGGAGGAAGAACCAGGACGCUACCGAGAGUACCGACCUCAGCCGGCAGUCCUCACAGAUGGAGGACACUCAGGAGGACGAGGCUCAGCUCAUCCAUGACAGAAACACUGCAUCUCACGCUGCCAUAAACGACAAGGCCGACACUGGGCCUGAGCGGGUUCACAUGACCUGGACCAAGGACAAGCUCUUCACAGAGCGUAACCGUAACCGUGAAAUGAACGCCAAUGUGGCUGUGCGCGACCUGUUUAACAUGAAGCCAGAGUGGGAGAGUCUGAACCAGUCAAAUGUCCGUCGGAUGCACACAGCCGUCAAGAUGAACGAGAUGGUGGUGAACAAGUCGCAGGGCGCUCACCUGGUUCUGCUCAACAUGCCGGGACCGCCCAAGAACAGAGGAGGAGACGAGAACUACAUGGAGUUCCUGGAGGUUCUCCUCGAGGGUCUGAACCGGGUCCUUCUGGUGCGAGGCGGCGGACGGGAAGUCAUCACCAUCUACUCUUAAACAUAAUAUACUCUCGUGCCCAACCCUGCACUCAUUGGCUGUUGCCAUGGAUACUGGUCACUGGGCAUUUUUUUUCUGGAAAGAAGCCUGAUUUUAGGUUUUUUUUUUAAUGAAGAGCAGAGAUUGUUGGAAGGCGGGACCACUUGUGACUGACAGAUGGUUUGAAGGACCUCAGGAUGAAGGAAACAGUUAGCUUUAAAUGAGUUGACUGGCUGAGAGUACGAGUGCAGUGUGUGUGUCCACGAUGGGCCACCCUUACCCUGCACAUGGAAGAUAGAGCAUAGAGACACUUUAUAUUGUUCAUUUGAAAAGGUUCCGUUCUGUUACAUUUCAUAUUCUUUCCCUCUUGUGUCGAUGUUGUCAAGUUACUGACGCUCACUGUGUAAUGAUAAGAAAAGCGUGCUGUUGAUUUGAACCUCGUAGUCAUUUCAUGUUAUCUGAUGAUGUACUCGACUCUGGACCUGAAAAGAAAAAAAACAAGCACAGGGAGGACGAGUUACUCUGACAGCACAUGCUGAAGUUUUACAUAUAGUUUGGGGAUCUCUGCGGUCUGGAUCACCAUUUGUACUUAAUGCUUUAAACAUAACUUUUAAGAUACUGGUUUCUGUUUGAACUCCAGGUAAGGUGACCCGUGUGAUCAGGCGCUACUGAAACAUCCUGGUAAGGCUGUAAGGUUAGUGUUAGAUGAAUGGUCCUCACAUAGCAGCAUUUUUGUAGUUUUAACAUUCUGUGGUCGUUCGCCUUGUCAAUCAUUUAGUGAAGGACGAAGGUAAAGAUGCGCCUGUUAUUGGAUAACCUUCCUGUGUGUUGGUGGGAACAUUUCAUUUAUCGGGUACUGAAACUUUUACCGUUGGUCUACAUUUCCCAUGUCAGAGAACUCUCAUGUUUUCAUAGGAAAAAUAGCCAUAGUUAAUAUUCAAGGACUCUUCAUAAGCUUUACGGAAAAACAUAUGAAAUGCACAUGUAUACAUAUUUAAGGCGUGAAAAGUAGUGCUCGGUUGGGAAUAGAUUUUUUAUCCAUGCGCUGUUUGACAGCACGAGGUAGAUUCAUUAAAUAGUACAUUGGAUAAUUAGCACAUUAAAUCUCGGCCUACAGAAUUGUAGGCAUCUAACAAAGAAGACUUUGUAAAGAACAAAUGGACUCAUGUUAGUGUAACUCUUCUCAUAUGGACGUAGCUCCAGCACUGUUGACUUUGCACUACCCAUCUCUCAGCACUUAAUUCAUUGUAUACUGGUUUACAGUGACACUUUGUACUGGUCAAUCCACCACUACAUUCUACUCUGCUAAUGGAGUGACAUUCUGAUAAACCAGCUCGUGAUAAAGGGUGCAGACAGCAAGUACAUUCACACUAUUCAAUACUCAUGUUUCAAUGUUUCUUUUAUAAUGUUUUAGCAGACAGUCUCUUUAGGCUUUGAGUCCCUGAGUCAUCAUAACGAGCGUGUGUAAGAGAAAAAAAAGUGCCAAAAUUUAAAGAAACUGUGGAAGUAUUGUUAAUGCAUCUUAAAGCAGGGUCACGCAGUCGCUUCUGCUUUUUACGAUGGCAAUCUUCAGUCUUUUGAAAUUCUAAAAAAAAUAGAAAAA